AUGUCGUCGAAAGGAACUGCCCUACUUGCCUGGGUAUUUUUCGUCCACCUCACCGCCAUCUACCUUUACACCAGAGGUUUUCUCCUUACUCGUCUCUCGCUUUCGGAAAUAUCUUCGUGCCCAGAUGGAGAGUGCACACUUCAGCCUACUUACAAGCGAGCGGUCGUGCUCAUAAUUGAUUCGUUACGGUUUGAUUUCCUUACGCCAGAUCCACCGCAUCCGCCGUCACCACACCACCACAACGUCCUUACCUUCCCGCAAGAGCUAACGGCGUCGUUACCUGAGCACUCACUCAUCUUCGAUGCCUUCUCGGACCCGCCUACAACUACACUGCAGCGCAUCAAAGGCCUGACCACGGGCUCCCUGCCUACUUUCGUGGACAUGGGUUCAAACUUCGGGGGCGCGUCCAUUGUCGAGGACUCGCUGCUGAGCCAGCUGCGCGACGCAGGCAAGAAAGUCGCAUUCAUGGGUGAUGACACGUGGACUACCGUGUUCACGGCGGACAUGUUCGCGCCAGGCUUAUGUUUCCCUUACGACUCGUUCAACGUAGAGGACCUGCAUACCGUCGACGAGGGCGUCAUUCGCCAUCUUUUCCCACUGCUCUCGAACGAUUCGGCUCCGUGGGACGUCAUUAUAGGACACUUCCUGGGCGUCGACCAUGUCGGACACCGCAUAGGUCCAGACCAUCCAACAAUGCGGGCGAAACUUACGCAGAUGGACGACGUACUCAGGCAAGUGGUCUCUUUCCUUCAAGAUGAUACGUUACUAGUUGUGCUCGGGGACCAUGGGAUGGAUAGACGAGGGGACCACGGCGGAGAUGGAGUGCUGGAGACAUCCUCGGGGCUCUGGAUUUACAGCAAAAAGCCGCUCACACGUGGCAUUGCGGCCAUCCCUCCUGCAUUCCGUCACACUCGCAUAUUCCCCGAUGCCAGCGUGCCGCAUCGUUCUGUACAGCAGAUUGACCUCGUUCCCUCACUGGCGCUCCUUCUCGGAAUUCCCAUACCAUAUAACAACCUCGGGAUGGUUAUCCCCGAGCUGUUCAGUCACGAUACGCGCGCAGAGACGCUAGGGAAAGCGCUGGAAUUGAACGCGCAGCAGGUCAGGUUGUAUCUGGAUACGUACCGCUCAAGCGCGUCUGGGGGCGAACUCGACAGUGCGUGGGACGAGAUGCAGGCACAAUGGGCGGCUGUCCAAGCGGCUUCAACCAGCGAGGCGCGGUGGCUCGCAAUCGAGGGCUACACACGGAUUGCACUCUCCGCCUGCCGUUCGCUAUGGGCGCAAUUCAAUGUCACGCUGAUCGGUCUAGGGCUCACGUUGUUGGGUGUUGGGGCUAUGGCAGGAUAUGUCCUGUUCAUCAAGUUUGGAGAACUCCACGACGAUUGGAUUGACUGGGCGGGGACGAUGCGAUGGACUUGCAUGUGGGGAAUGGCCGUCGGCUCCGUGGCAGGGUUCACACUGUACUUUCCACUCCGAUCGCACCUAAAGGGUGUCGACGCGCUCGACUGCGUGCUCUUUGGCGCGCCGCUCGUCUCUUCUCUCGCAGUCAUUGCUACUGCACGACCCGCGUCGUUUUUCUUCCGCCCCAGCUCGUUCUCACUGCCUCUACUCUUGCACACACUGGCAUUUGCGAGCAACUCAUUCACGAUUUGGGAGGACCAUGUCGUCACGUUCCUCCUGCUCUCGUCUGCAGUGCCUGGUGCGCUUGCGGGAUUCGCAGCGCCAACAGCGCGCCUGCGCUGGCGCAUCCUCGGGUUCUCUGCGCUCUUUGCCGCAUGCGUACGUCUUAUGGCCAUAAGUACCGUCUGCCGUGAAGAGCAACACCCGUAUUGCCAUGCGACGUUCUUCGCGUCCGCGUCACUGCCCGCUCCCCCGCUCCCCAUGCUAAUCUGUGCGGUACCCUCUGCGCUUGUACUGCCCUAUGCGGUCCGGCGUAUUUUGCGGAUAUCAAAGUCGGACAACGGCCUUGCGGCGAUCAUGCUUCCAUGGCUACUUCCCGCAGUGUUAUUGCAGGGCUGCGCGUUCUGGAUUCUAGAACAUCUAGAGACCUCAGAAGUGUUUGGUCCCGGCUACGAAUGGAUCCUGCGCCCGGGACGCACUCUACUUGCGCGGUGUGCGAUGGGUAGCGUCAUUCUGUUCGGUGUGGCGGUCUGGUGGCAAGUUCCGCUUUGUCUAGCGAUUAGUUCUUCCGCCAAGAAUGACGAGACCAAGGAUGCCCCUGCGAAUGUCGACUCCGACGGCAAACCGAAAACGCAGGUGACGAUUCUGGGUUUCGCCAACGCAUUUGGGUCGUCGUAUCUCAUUCUGUGGUGCCUGGUCUUGGGCUUCCUCUACCCCGCAACCCAACUUACCGGUCAAGUUGUUUUGGGACUAGCGAUGAUUGCCAUGCUUGCACAUGUAGAAGUCACUGACAGCGUACGCGACGUUAGAGCGUUGGAAGCAGCCUUCGCAUCGUCAACGCCGUCGUCCGCACUAGAUGCGGAUACAAAACGCGGGACCACGGUAACCUUUGCGGAGAUAGUCCCCGUAGCACUGCUCGCUUUGCAUGCCUUCCACGGGACGGGCCACCAGUCAACGAUUCCCUCCAUCCAAUGGAAGUCCGCAUUCGUGCUCACGUCUUCGCUCACCUAUCCGUUCUCCCCCGCGUUGGUCGUGCUCAAUGCGUUUGGGCCACAGUUCCUCAUGGCGUUUGCCGCACCGCUGCUGGCGCUGUGGAACGUCGCGCCGCUCCCGCAACCUACGGCGGGUGUAGGCGUCGGCGGUGGUGCGGUGCGCGCUGGGCUCGGGAUGAUGCUGUACCAUAGCACACUUCUGUUCGGGAGUGCGGUGAGCUCGGCCUGGCUCCGAAGGCAUCUGAUGGUGUGGAAGGUGUUCGCGCCGCGAUAUAUGAGUGCGGCAGCGAGUCUGGUGGCAGUAGAUCUGGCCAUCGUGGUCGGUGUUGGGAUCGGAGUGCCGCGGAUCACAGGACAGCGGCCCCUGCCCAAGUCUCUCUCCUUCUCACCCCCACCCGUCGCUCGUUCCAUGCCCACGUCCAACCUCCAGCUCCCCCAUCUCGUCUCUUUCUGCAAGUCUUUCGAGCUGCGAACUCACCGCCAGUGCCGCUCUGUCUCCGCCGCCUCCCGCAAGUGGGCCCUCGACUGCAACUUCCUCGACGAGGACGAGCGUCGCGCACUCCCCGGCCUCCAGCUUGGCCUCCUCGCCUCCCUAUGCUAUCCCACCUGCGACGUCGCACAGCUUCUUCUCAUCACCCAGUUCCUCGUCGUCCUCUUCCACUGGGGUGACAGAUCGCCCGUCUCGACCCCGGCAGCUUUUGACCAUGUCUGGCUGCGUCUGUCGCGCUCGCUGCCCCCGUACUGGCAAGCACGCUUCCAGCGCCACCUCGCCGCCUACCGCGCCGCUGCCGUUCUCGUCGCGCGAGACAACGCGAACGCGGUCGUCCCAGACCUCGAGUCGUAUAUCUCGCUUCGACAAGAUUCGUCAGGCGUGAAGAUGCUCUUUGACCUCACCGAGUACGCGGAAGACCUCCGCAUCUCCGACGCUGUGUUCAAGAUGCCGGUCCUGGGGCAACUGCGUUCGAAUGCGUGUAAUAUCGUCGCAUGGUCAUACGUAUGCGUCUGCAUCCCUCACGCCGCCCAUUCACCUGCGCUAACAUGGGACCCGCAGGACAUCGCGGCGUAUGCGCGGAAACACGCGUCGGGCGACACGCACAAUCUCAUUGUCGUGCUCAUGGCCGAGCGGCGUCUUCCCCUUCAGGGCGCGAUGCAGGCCGCUGGCACGCUCGUGAAGGAGACCGUCGCUACGUUCCUCGAGAACGAGCGCUUUCUCUCAGAUUCCAGCGCGGACGUGCGGCGGUACAUCCAGGGCUUGCGCGACGUCAUCGUCGGCUCGACGUACUGGCUAUAUGAGACUGAUCGCUUCUUCGGUGACUCUGGUGAUGAGGUGCGCGAGCUUGGUUGGGUGUUCUUGCCCCCGAGCUAG
Messenger RNA from Fibroporia radiculosa, 3975 nucleotides. RefSeq lists its product as uncharacterized. Lineage: Eukaryota; Fungi; Basidiomycota; Agaricomycetes; Polyporales; Fibroporiaceae. The transcript is spliced from 4 exons. Gene Ontology annotation, molecular function: mannose-ethanolamine phosphotransferase activity. The record is from RefSeq and is a predicted model, not a curated record. The coding region runs from base 1 to 3975 and encodes 1324 amino acids. Gene Ontology annotation, biological process: GPI anchor biosynthetic process. Gene Ontology annotation, cellular component: endoplasmic reticulum membrane.